AUGCGGUCGUCGUCGCGGCUGCUGCUCGCGGCGUCAGCAACGUCGGGCGCCUGCCUGGCGCUGGUUCUGGCAGUCGGCGUGUGCACGGCCAGCUGUGGCGGCGGACUCGCGGCGCAUGGUCAUGGACGACGACAGCCGCGGCCGCCGUCCUCGCCGGUGCUUGGCGUGGACUCCCAGGUGACCACGCCCGCCCUGCAGGAGAAGGGCUUUGCCGCCGCCGCCGGCGACGCGGCGGCCGAGCGGGACCUGCUCGGCGCUGCUGCGGCGGCGGCGGGACAAGACUACGGCUUCGUGGAUCCGCCGCCGGACACGCGCCGCCGCGGAGGAACCGCGCCGAUACCGCACAGCUAG
Molecule: messenger RNA, 351 nt
Organism: Miscanthus lutarioriparius
Lineage: Eukaryota; Viridiplantae; Streptophyta; Magnoliopsida; Poales; Poaceae
Source: the annotation of a GenBank genome assembly